Messenger RNA from Mya arenaria, 4174 nucleotides. Its product is annotated as lon protease homolog, mitochondrial-like. Gene Ontology annotation, biological process: protein catabolic process; protein quality control for misfolded or incompletely synthesized proteins; chaperone-mediated protein complex assembly. Gene Ontology annotation, cellular component: mitochondrial matrix. NCBI's taxonomy places the organism in Eukaryota, Metazoa, Mollusca, Bivalvia, Myida, Myidae. Gene Ontology annotation, molecular function: ATP-dependent peptidase activity; serine-type endopeptidase activity; ATP binding. The coding region runs from base 6 to 3140 and encodes 1044 amino acids. The record is from RefSeq and is a predicted model, not a curated record. The transcript is spliced from 24 exons.
CCUACAUGAGGGCAUGUCAAGUUUGCAAGCAAAAAAUGAGACUUUUGUCAUCUACUCUUUUCUUGAAUUCAAAUUUAAGUAAUUCAGCAUCAAUAAGAAACAAAUUUCAGUUGCGCUGUAUUUCAUGUACUAGGGCGACAAGUCUGCCAAUUGCAGAAAAAUGGCAAAAAUCAGAAACGAACUUGAUGACAUUGCGUCAGUUUCAUAACAGUUCUAGAACUCUCUCAACUUGCUCUUUAAUCGGCACAAGCAAGAUAAAAGAAAGCGCAAAUGAAGGAACGAUAUUUACCAGAAGACGAACUGGGUGGUUCAAUAAUGGGGGUGUGGCUUUUUACAGUUCAAGUGCUUCAUCAGCUGGUGACCAAGGCUCUGAUGGUGAUGGAGAAGACAAGCCAGAGAGCUCAGCAGAUGAUAGUGAGAAUGUUGCAGAAGAGGAAGCAAGUGAACAGCCGGUGAUGAACUACAACAUGGCUGCCCUGACCACCACAACAAUCCCUGACUACUUCCCUAACAUCCCUGUGAUCGCCAUCAACAGAAAUCCAGUGUUCCCAAGAUUUAUCAAAAUGAUUGAGGUGAAUGAUAAAAAGCUGUGUGAGUUGAUAAAGAGAAAAGUGAAGCUGAACCUACCAUAUGCUGGCAUCUUUCUGAAGACAGAUGACAGCAAUGACAAGGAUGUGGUGAAGGAUCUGUCGGACAUCUACAAGGUGGGGAUGUUUGUUCAGAUCGUUGAGAUGAGGGAGCUGGACAACAGGCUGCAGAUGAUGGUCAUGGGACACAGAAGGAUUUCGAUACUGCGACAGUUACCUGAGGAAAUCCAGUUACAGAGCGACAUGGCGGCUGUGGCACAGCAACUAGGUGAACAAAUUGCUCAAAAGGACCAGAAAAAUCAGCGCCGCUCUCGGAGACAAAGAAGAUUAGAAAAACAGAAUGGUGCCACUAAUGGCACACUUGAUGAGGUUCAAGAAAAUGGUGCCACUAAUGGCAAACUUGACGAGGUUCAAGAAAAUGAUGCAGAUCAAGAGGCAGAUGUGACUCCACGUGAACAGAUGUUGAAGACAGAGGUUAUGUCAGAUGUCAUCAUGGUCGAGACAGAAAACAUAAAGGACGAACCUUUUGAUUCAGACAUGAAACUGAAGGCCUUAACAGCAGAAGUAGUGAAGACCAUUAGGGAUAUCAUGGCCUUGAAUCCAUUAUACAGGGAAAACCUCCACCAGAUUAUGCAGACAGGACAGAGAGUGCUGGACAACCCAGUCUAUAUCUGUGAUCUAGGUGCUGCGCUCACUUCGGCGGACCCUUCUUAUCUACAGCAAGUCAUUGAAGAAACUAAUAUUCCAGAAAGACUUGAACUGGUGCUUUCUUUGCUGAAAAAGGAAUUUGAGUUGAGUAAACUGCAGAAGAAAAUUGGCAAAGAGGUAGAGGACAAGGUUAAGAAGCAGCACAGGGAGUACAUCCUGAGGGAGCAGCUCAAGAUUAUCAAGAAGGAGCUAGGCAUUGAGAAGGAUGACAAAGAUGCUAUAGAGGAAAAGUUCAGGGCACGUCUCAAGGAAUUGGUGGUUCCUGAGCAUGUUCAGACAGUGAUAGACGAGGAACUGAACAAGUUGGCCACAUUGGACAACCAUUCAUCUGAAUUCAGUGUAACCCGCAACUACCUAGACUGGCUAACGAGCUUACCAUGGGGCAAAUACAGUGAGGAAACUCUGGCAUUGGACAAAGCUAAGGAGAUACUUGAGGAGGACCAUUAUGGCAUGGACGAAGUGAAAAAAAGGAUCCUGGAGUUUAUUGCAGUCAGUCAGCUGAAGGGCUCUACCCAAGGCAAGAUUCUGUGUUUCCACGGUCCUCCUGGCGUCGGCAAGACCAGCAUAGCUAGGUCCAUAGCCCGGGCACUUAAUAGACAGUAUUUUCGGUUCAGUGUUGGGGGCAUGUCUGAUGUGGCAGAGAUAAAGGGCCACAGACGGACAUAUGUGGGGGCCAUGCCAGGAAAGAUGAUACAGUGCCUCAAGAAAACCAAGACUGAAAACCCCCUGGUUCUUAUUGAUGAGGUUGACAAGAUGAGUCGCGGACACCAAGGCGAUCCAGCCUCUGCAUUGCUAGAGUUACUGGAUCCUGAACAGAACGCCAACUUCCUCGACCACUACCUUGAUGUUAAUAUUGACUUGUCUAAGGUGUUGUUUAUCUGCACAGCCAAUGUUGUGGACUAUAUUCCCGAGCCCCUGAAGGACCGCAUGGAGCUGAUUGAUGUAUCAGGAUAUGUGGCCGAGGAGAAACUCGCUAUUGCUGAGAAGUACCUGUUACCACAAGCUCGUGAGCAUUCGGGCGUGAAGGAAGAGCAAUUGACUGUUUCUAAGGACGCCAUGUACGAGCUCAUCAAGGCCUACUGUAGGGAGAGUGGGGUCAGAAACCUCCAGAAGCAUGUUGAAAAGAUUCUGCGGAAGGCAGCCUUCAAGAUUGUGUCAGAGGGCACAGAACAGCUGACUGUGGACUCUAGCAACAUUCAGGAGUAUGUUGGAAUACCCAAGUUCACCAAGGAGAGGAUGUAUGACGUCAACCCGCCGGGCGUUGUUACGGGGCUGGCCUGGACAGCUUAUGGUGGCUCAACUCUGUACAUUGAGACAGUACUAAAGAAGGCUCUGGACUUCGACCCAGAAAACAAGGAGAAAGGGGACCUGCAGGUGACUGGUAACCUUGGUGAUGUUAUUAAAGAGAGCACCCAGCUCGCGUACACAUUCUCUAAAAUAUUUCUGAGACACAUCGAUCCUGAUAAUAAGUUCUUGGAAAAGGCAAGCAUUCACCUGCAUUUACCAGAGGGAGCGACGCCAAAAGAUGGCCCAAGCGCAGGAUGUGCCAUAGUAACGGCCUUGUUGUCCCUAGGGAUGGAUAAGCCCUGCCGACAGAACGUUGCAAUGACUGGAGAAAUCUCGCUGACAGGCAAAGUUCUCCCUAUUGGCGGCGUGAAGGAAAAAGUUAUAGCUGCGAGGAGAUCGGGGAUGGAGUGUGUUAUAUUACCUGAAGACAAUAGAAAGGACUUUGCUGACUUGCCUGACUUUAUAGUGAAGGACAUAGAGGUCCACUUUGCCAGCAAUUACUCUGAUGUUUUCCCUGUGAUGUUCCCAGAUGUUCAGCCGAAGCCUAUACCUAGCUGAGGGGGGAUAUAUUAGGAAUUGUCAGCUUUGCAUUGCUAGAAUUUGAUUGAUAUAAAAGAGAAAUUUAUGUGGGAAAACACAUGUACAUAAAGACUGAACAAAAGUGUUGGUCCAAAGUGAUUUUCUUUAUCAAAAGAUGCUUAUUUAUGUGGAUUUAAAUUAAACCGUGAAUUGUUGCAAAAAAACUUAAUGUGUAUUGUACUUUACAGUUACAUGUGUAUCUGAUAAUUUAUAUGCUAAUGGUAGUAAGCAGUGCUUGGACCAUGAGAUUUUCAUCACACUUGUCUUUUUCGAUAUCUUGGAUACAUUUUACUUUUCUCUUAAUGGCGUUCAAUAAAUAGAUGUUGUGAAAAAUACAUGAACAUGUACCUGUAUAUAUCAUUGUAAGCUCUGUUAUGCAUAAUUUUAGAAUUAUUGCAAUUUUUGCAUUUUGAAAUGGUAGUACAACCAUUGUAUUAAUAUCUAGUUCACAUCUCGAAUGUCUAGGUAUCGUCCUGGUCUUAGGGUCACCAGGCCAAGUGGUGCAAUCAUGUUCAGCUCAUAGCCUGCCCAGAGUCAGAAACCAUUCAAGGUAUUCAGAUCAAGAAACAUGGUGCACAUAUGGCAGGAGACAAAACAGAACAGAACAGAUAUUUGCAUUACUCAUCACCCCAGGGAGACUUAAUAAAAACAUAAGUCCCAUUUUGGCGAUGCCCUAGUUCACUUAUGUUAUUAGGGCUUUUCCAUUUAAACAUUCAUGCCAUUCGAGGAAGGCAAAAUAAAGACAUUCUAUAGGACCAGGUGGCUGUUGGUUUUUUGCUUCUGAUAAGUAAGACUUCAUAAGACUGUCCCAGUCCAAUUUGAACAUGCCUUUCUGGGGUGGGGUGUAUGUUUAAAUGGAUUACCCCUUUACGAUAUUAUAAAUUUAUUAGAGGUAAUUUAUAUGUUGGAUAAAUAGUCACAGAAAUAUAACACAUUAUUAAUAACAAUACAUGUACUUUGUUGAAGAUACCUAUUCUGUUAAAGGAAUAAAGUGAACAUACUUCACACUGUCA